This is a messenger RNA of Caenorhabditis briggsae, 1026 nucleotides long. RefSeq names its product Protein CBR-STR-93 (gene Cbr-str-93). Lineage: Eukaryota; Metazoa; Nematoda; Chromadorea; Rhabditida; Rhabditidae. Gene Ontology annotation, biological process: olfactory behavior; G protein-coupled receptor signaling pathway. Gene Ontology annotation, molecular function: G protein-coupled olfactory receptor activity. The record is from RefSeq and is a predicted model, not a curated record. The transcript is spliced from 5 exons. The coding region runs from base 1 to 1026 and encodes 341 amino acids.
AUGAUAUUUCUCAUAAUUUCGUGCUAUCUCAACUCCUUUCUGGCAAUUUUCACAAAUUCCAUUUUAAUUGCUUUAAUCAUUCGAAAGUCUCCCCGAUCCAUGGGAAAUUAUAAAUAUUUGAUGUUGAUUUUUUCAAUUUUUGGCAUAGUUUUCGCUAUAAUCGAUGGAACAAACCAGCCAAUGCUUCACUUUUUCAAUGGUGCUUACAUAAUUUUUAGCAGGAAUUCUCUAGGGCUUCCAAGGAAAAUUUCUUUCUGCUUUAUAGCACUUAAUUGCUCAUGCUAUGGAAUGAUUAUGAUGCUACUGGUUUUUCACUUUGUAUAUCGUUUUCUUGCCAUUUGUAAACCCCACCGACUGGAAAUUUUCACAUUUCCGAGCUUUAAUUAUUUAAUUGCAAUUUUUUUCGUAAUCAGUCUUGAAUGGUGGAUUGUAGCAAUUUUUGUAGCUGGAGAGAAUCCAGUAGUUGAAGAACACAUUAGAGAGACAAUGUUGACCAAUUAUGAAUUGAAUCGGGAUGAUUACACAUAUGCAAGUUCUUGGUUUUAUAGAAAAAAUCCAACAACUGGAGAAGAUCAUGCAAGUAUUCCGGAUUUUUUAUUUUUGGCGAAUCUCGGAAUUAUUAUUGCGUCUGGGUUUUCUAUAAUUGCGUACUGUUGGCUUCGUCUCCGUUUUGAACUCUUAAAAUCCGCUCGAGAUCUCACACAAGUGUCCCAGAAGACUCACGAAAUGCAACGUCAGCUUUUUCGUUCUCUCAUUGCUCAAACUCUAUUUCCAGUUUUCCUAAUGUUCAUUCCAGCCGGUAUAUUGCUCAGCUUUCCUAUUCUAAAACAAGAUAUGGGACCGAUUGAGCUUAUUAUUCUACCAUUAAUCACCACUCAACCAUUCAUGGAUGCUCUGGUUCCCAUGUAUUUCAUAAGAGACUAUCGGAUGGAAAUCAUGAAAUUUUUCAAAAAGUCUGGAAAUCGAAUUGGCAAUUCCAGUCAGGAUAAAUCAAACACUUCUAAAGUAUUUUCUUUGAGAACCUAG